GAAAGCAAAACGGGAGAAGGAGAACCGAUGGCAGGAAAAUAUCCGAAGGGAAGAGGAGGAGAAAAAGAAGCGAUUGGAGGAAGAACGGAUGCAGGAAAAAGUUCAAGAAAAGCUGAAAGCCGAAGAAGCUCUAAUGAGAGAAAGGGAAAAUAAACAACAGCAUCACGCAGAGGAGGAAAAAAAUAGGCAAGCUACAAUCCUGAGGGAAGCAGAACAACAAAGGCAGAGGCAACUGGAAGAAGAUAAAAGAAAGCAAGAACAAAUUGCAAAAGAAGCUGAGGAGAGGCGUAAGCAGAAUGAAGAAAUAAAGAAGAUAAAAGAAGCGACCAACUCUCAAGAGGUGGAGAAACGCACUUCUAAAUUAAACAUAAAUGAGAAGUUUGCAGAUCUGUUGAAACCAACAGAGGGUAAAAGUCUUAAGCCACCCUGGAAAAAUGAAGGCAGUGCAGGUGGUGUCUCAGAGUCUAGGAAUUCAGUUGCCUUGGUAAAUUACAGAGCUUUAUAUCCGUUUGAAGCAAGGAAUCAUGAUGAGAUGAGCUUUAAUACUAAUUUUAAUCCAUUUGUUAUUUAUAUGAAAGCAAAACGGGAGAAGGAGAACCGAUGGCAGGAAAAUAUCCGAAGGGAAGAGGAGGAGAAAAAGAAGCGAUUGGAGGAAGAACGGAUGCAGGAAAAAGUUCAAGAAAAGCUGAAAGCCGAAGAAGCUCUAAUGAGAGAAAGGGAAAAUAAACAACAGCAUCACGCAGAGGAGGAAAAAAAUAGGCAAGCUACAAUCCUGAGGGAAGCAGAACAACAAAGGCAGAGGCAACUGGAAGAAGAUAAAAGAAAGCAAGAACAAAUUGCAAAAGAAGCUGAGGAGAGGCGUAAGCAGAAUGAAGAAAUAAAGAAGAUAAAAGAAGCGACCAACUCUCAAGAGGUGGAGAAACGCACUUCUAAAUUAAACAUAAAUGAGAAGUUUGCAGAUCUGUUGAAACCAACAGAGGGUAAAAGUCUUAAGCCACCCUGGAAAAAUGAAGGCAGUGCAGGUGGUGUCUCAGAGUCUAGGAAUUCAGUUGCCUUGGUAAAUUACAGAGCUUUAUAUCCGUUUGAAGCAAGGAAUCAUGAUGAGAUGAGCUUUAAUACUGGAGAUAUAAUUCAGGUUGAUGAAAAAACUGUAGGGGAGCCCGGGUGGCUUUAUGGGAGUUUUCAAGGAGAUUUUGGUUGGUUUCCAUGCAAUUAUGUAGAAAAAAUACCAGAAGGGGAAAAAUCUUUGUCUCCUAAGAAGGCCUUACUUCCUCCUACAGUCUCUUUAUCUACUACCUCAGCUGCUUCAGAACCACUUUCACCGAGUAAAUCUGCAGAAGAAUCUGAUUACCAAAACAUCCCUUUUUCUAACCUGAAUGUCAGCACGGCCUGGCAGCAGAAAUCGGCUUUCACUCGCACUGUGUCCCCUGGAUCCGUUUCACCCAUUCAUGGACAGGGGCAGCCCGUCGAGAACUUAAAAGCACAAGCACUUUGCUCUUGGACUGCAAAAAAAGAUAACCACUUGAACUUUUCAAAAAAUGAUAUCAUUACUGUCCUGGAGCAGCAGGAAAACUGGUGGUUUGGAGAGGUACACGGCGGAAGGGGUUGGUUCCCAAAAUCAUAUGUCAAGCUCUUACCUGGGAGCGAAAUCAAGAAAGAGGAACCAGAAGCUAUUUAUGCAGCUGUGAACAAAAAGCCGAGCGCGGUGUCUUACGCAGCAGGAGAGGAGUACGUCGCCCUCUAUUCGUACUCAAGCUCCGAGCCUGGGGACUUGACUUUCACGGAAGGUGAGGAGAUCCUGGUGACCCAGAAGGAAGGGGAGUGGUGGACCGGGAGCAUCGAUGGCAGAACUGGAAUCUUCCCCUCCAAUUAUGUCAGACCAAAGGAUCAAGAAGCUUCUAGUAGUGCUGGCAAAACUGGAACAAUGAAUAAGAAACCUGAAAUUGCUCAGGUUACUACUGCCUAUGCUGCAUCAGGAUCUGAACAGCUUAGUCUUGCUCCGGGACAGCUAAUACUUAUUCUGAAGAAAAAUGCUAGUGGCUGGUGGCAAGGAGAGCUGCAGGCAAGAGGGAAAAAGAGACAGAAAGGGUGGUUCCCUGCCAGCCAUGUGAAAUUACUGGGGCCGAGCACUGAAAGAACCACGUCUGCUGCUCCCGCAGUGUGUCAGGUGAUAGCCAUGUAUGAUUACAUGGCCAACAACGAAGAUGAGCUCAGUUUCUCCAAAGGGCAGCUCAUUAACGUCCUGAGCAAAGACGAUGCUGACUGGUGGCAAGGAGAGCUCAAUGGGGUGACAGGUCUCUUCCCCUCAAACUACGUGAAGAUGACCACGGAUUCUGAUCCAAGUCAGCAGUGGUGUGCUGAUCUCCAGAGCCUUGACACGAUGCAGCCGAUGGAAAGGAAAAGGCAGGGCUACAUUCAUGAACUCAUCCAGACAGAAGAAAGGUACAUGGAUGACCUGCAGCUCGUCUUAGAGGUUUUCCAAAAGCCAAUGGCCGAGUCGGGCUGUCUCACCGAAGGAGAGAUGGGGCUGAUCUUUGUUAACUGGAAGGAACUCAUCAUGUCAAAUACAAAGCUACUGAAAGCCUUGCGAGUGCGUAAGAAAACGGGAGGAGAAAAAAUGCCAGUGCAGAUGAUCGGGGACAUCUUGGCAGCAGAGCUCUCUCACAUGCAGGCCUACAUUCGGUUCUGCAGCUGCCAGCUUAACGGGGCUUCCUUGCUGCAGCAGAAAACCGAUGAAGAUGCUGAUUUCAAAGACUACUUAAAGAAACUUGCCCUGGACCCUCGCUGCAAAGGAAUGCCCCUCUCCAGCUUCCUCCUGAAACCUAUGCAGAGAAUCACCCGCUACCCUCUGAUCAUAAAGAGUAUUCUAGAGAACACUCCAGAAAACCACCCCGACCACAGUAACCUCAGGCUUGCCUUGGAGCGUGCGGAGGAGCUGUGCUCUCAGGUGAACGAAGGGGUGCGUGAGAAGGAGAACUCGGACAGGCUGGAAUGGAUCCAGUCCCACGUGCAGUGCGAAGGCCUUGCUGAGCAACCGGUGUUCAACUCCCUCACAAACUGCCUGGGACCACGGAAGCUCCUGCACAGUGGGAAGCUGUACAAGGCCAAGAGCAGUAAGGAGCUCUAUGGCUUCCUCUUCAACGACUUCCUCCUGCUCACCUACAUGGUUAAACAGUUUGUCUCUUCCGGCUCCGAUAAACUCUUCAGCCCCAAGUGCAACUCCCAGUUCAAAAUGUACAAAAUGCCUGUUUUCCUUAAUGAAGUCCUGGUGAAAUUGCCCACAGAUCCUUCAAGCGAUGAGCCAGUUUUCCACAUAUCACACAUUGACAGAGUUUACACGCUUAAAACGGACAACAUUAACGAGCGCACUGCCUGGGUCCAGAAAAUCAAAGCGGCGUCAGAGCAGUACAUCGAAACUGAGAAGAAGAAACGUGAAAAAGCUUAUCAAGCGCGCUCACAGAAGAGCUCAGGAAUAGGACGCUUGAUGGUGCAUGUGAUUGAAGCAACAGAGCUGAAGGCCUGUAAGCCCAAUGGGAAGAGCAACCCGUACUGUGAAAUCAGCAUGGGCUCUCAGAGCUACACCACCAGGACCCUGCAGGACACCUUGAACCCCAAGUGGAACUUCAACUGCCAGUUCUUCAUUAAGGAUCUGUAUCAGGACGUCCUGUGUAUCACCAUGUUUGACAGAGAUCAGUUCUCACCCGAUGAUUUUUUGGGUCGCACCGAAGUUCCAGUAGCAAAAAUCAGAACAGAACAAGAAAGCAAAGGCCCCGUGACUAAACACCUCCUGCUGCAUGAAGUUCCAACAGGUGAAGUCUGGGUCCGCUUUGACCUGCAGCUCUUUGAUCAGAAAACACUCCUCUAAGAACACUUUUUUUAAUUUAUGAAGGACAACUGAAGCUGACAGCCUUUUUUUUUUUGAUAAAAGAUUCCUUGCUCCACGCUGGUUAUUAAGCAAGAGUUCCUGCUGCCUCCAUGUUUCCUCUUAGCUACUGGUUGCGUUUAGUUCCUUGCAGCAUUGGAAGUUGUUGUUGAUCUAUGCAAACACAAAUGUUACUGUAUAUACAGUACUAGAGCUCAGUGCCUUUUUAUUACGUUAGAAUAUCUUGGGUUUGGAUGCCAAUGUUUCCAUUUUCAGGGCCAUAAUAAGUAUUAAGUAGAAAUGUGGCAUCAAGAUGUAUUUAUAUUUUACCACUUAGUCUAACGUAUAGACUGAGGAAUGGUUUAGCUCAGCACAAGAAUCAUUCCAUUUGAAAUCUGCAAAGUGAUAUCCACUGGAACCUUCCCGUCUCAGGAUGAUAGUUUUAAAGAUUAAAUGCUGAAGAAGCCUUAGCACUGGAGAAGUCUCCGCUAUAUUGUAUAUUCUUUAAGAAUCAAGUGUAGUUCUUUACUUGACUUAGUUCUGCACUGAAAUCAGUAACUGCUACUUGAUUUUUCUUUCUGCUUCGGUUUGAUUCAUCAUUCUCUGCUGCGACAAUGUGGUUGUGAAGACUAACUAGAAAAAAAUAUUUUAAAUACUGUGACCCACAAAAAUGUGGAAAAAAUAUUCUUCAGCUUUUGUUUUUUUCCUAAAUGUAAGUUAUUUUGUGUACAUUUCCUUGGUCUUGCAGACCACGUGAAUCUUGAAGCUUUGACAUUGCCAACUUGUAUAUAGAGAGUAAAAUAUAAGUUUAUUAAUGUAAUUUGUCUACAGAUGUUUAUUGAUGCAUAGUGAUUUUUAAAAAGUAUAUUUUAUUGUACAGGGGAAUGUGAAAUAAUGAAAAAAAGCUUAAAUAGUUAACUUCAAGAAAAGUUUAUUAUAAGUUUAAAAGGUUUCCUCGGGGGAAACUGUCACCCCACCACAAAUCUGUAAAAUGAGAUGAUUGGUUGAAAGCAAAAACUUUCUCUUGGCACCAAAAUCAGGGAUGGUUAGGAAAAAAAAAAAAGAACACAAAAGAGUUUGUUUAUAAAGGGUUUGAUACAUUGUAACCAUUUUACUGCCUCCUUAAAUUGCUUUGUUGAAAAAGCACAGCAUGCAAUUCCGAGUGGUGCAUGCCCUUGUUUUCCAUGGGCACAGCAAUCCCUCCUGCUGCCUGACAGUUUCACGCCCCACAGCCAUCUGUGUACCCUCCUGUUACAGGGCUGAGGCAACCUCUGUUACUUUUAACAGUUCUCUGUGGUUCAGUUCUUUCUAAUCCUAAAUAAAAGUAAAUCUUGGCAACUCUUGA
Molecule: messenger RNA, 5207 nt
Organism: Calidris pugnax (ruff)
Lineage: Eukaryota; Metazoa; Chordata; Aves; Charadriiformes; Scolopacidae
Product: intersectin-2-like
Exons: 24
Biological process (GO): positive regulation of Rho protein signal transduction
Molecular function (GO): protein binding; guanyl-nucleotide exchange factor activity
Source: RefSeq, a predicted model, not a curated record